Gracilinanus agilis (Agile Gracile Mouse Opossum) is the source of this 4641-nucleotide messenger RNA. RefSeq names its product hypoxia up-regulated 1 (gene HYOU1). The record is from RefSeq and is a predicted model, not a curated record. Gene Ontology annotation, molecular function: ATP binding; ATP-dependent protein folding chaperone. NCBI's taxonomy places the organism in Eukaryota, Metazoa, Chordata, Mammalia, Didelphimorphia, Didelphidae. Gene Ontology annotation, biological process: cellular response to hypoxia; endoplasmic reticulum unfolded protein response; negative regulation of hypoxia-induced intrinsic apoptotic signaling pathway. Gene Ontology annotation, cellular component: endoplasmic reticulum chaperone complex.
AUGAGCGCGCGCCGCGUCCGGGCCCGGUUGGUGCGCGAGACGCCGGGGAGAGGUUUUCACUUUCUCUUCUCUAGGUGCUCAGUGGCCAAAAUGGACAGAAAGAAGAGACCUGGGUGGCUGCCCUCCUGGGCCGUGGUGGCUGUGUUUCUGGCUAACCUGUUGGUGUUGACUGACACACUUGCAGUGAUGUCUGUGGAUCUGGGCAGUGAAUCAAUGAAGGUGGCAAUCGUCAAGCCUGGAGUACCAAUGGAAAUUGUCCUGAACAAGGAAUCUCGAAGGAAAACACCUGUGGUCGUAGCCCUGAAAGAAAAUGAGAGAUUCUUUGGGGAUAGUGCAGCAAGCAUGGCCAUCAAGAACCCAAAGGCCACAGUUCGAUACUUCCAAGACCUGCUGGGAAAGCGGACUGACAACCCACAUGUGGCACUUUACCGGACUCGAUUUCCUGAGCAGGAGCUGGGCACUGAUCCACAUAGGCAAACUGUGCAAUUCCAGCUGAGUCCGCAGCUACAGUUCUCUCCCGAGGAGGUGUUGGGUAUGGUUCUCAAUUACUCUCGUUCCCUAGCUGAGGAUUUUGCUGAACAGCCCAUCAAGGAUGUAGUGAUCACCGUGCCAGCCUUCUUCAACCAGGCUGAGCGUCGGGCUGUGCUACAAGCUGCCCGAAUGGCUGAUCUAAAGGUGUUACAGCUCAUCAAUGCCAACACUGCCACUGCCCUGAGCUAUGGAGUCUUUCGCCGAAAAGACAUCAAUGCCACUGCCCAGAAUGUGAUGUUCUAUGACAUGGGUGCAGGCAGUACUGUGUGCACCAUUGUCACCUAUCAGACAGUGAAAACCAAGGAAGCUGGGACCCAGCCCCAGCUGCAGAUCCGUGGAGUGGGGUUUGACCGAACUCUGGGGGGCCUAGAGAUGGAACUGCGACUACGGAAGCAUUUGGCAAAACUCUUCAAUGUGCAACGCCAGGGACAGGGGGCAAAGGAUGUUCAGGGAAACCCUCGAGCCAUGGCCAAGCUGCUUCGUGAGGCCAACCGGCUCAAAACUAUCCUGAGUGCCAAUGCUGACCACAUGGCACAGAUUGAAGGGCUGAUGGAUGAUGUGGACUUCAAGGCAAAAGUGACACGGGCAGAAUUUGAGGAGCUGUGUGCGGACCUGUUUGAGCGGGUGCCUGGGCCUGUGCAACAGGCUCUCAGCAGUGCUGAAAUGAACCUGGAAGAGAUUGAGCAGGUGAUCCUGGUGGGUGGGGCCACUCGGGUCCCCAAAGUACAGGAGGUGCUGUUGAAGGCUGUAGGCAAGGAGGAGCUGGGGAAAAACAUCAAUGCUGAUGAAGCAGCAGCCAUGGGGGCUGUGUACCAGGCUGCUGCCCUGAGCAAGGCCUUCAAGGUGAAGCCCUUUGGUGUUCGGGAUGCGACAGUUUAUCCUAUCCAGGUAGAAUUCACAAGAGAAGUAGAAGAGGUUGGCCCUCGGAGCCUGAAACAUAACAAGCGGGUCCUGUUUUCCCGAAUGGGCCCCUAUCCCCAGCGCAAAGUCAUCACUUUUAACCGCUACAAUGAUGACUUCCAUUUCCAUGUGAACUAUGGUGACAUGGGCUUCCUAGGCCCUGAGGAUCUUAGGGUGUUUGGCUCCCUGAACCUAACCACAGUGAAACUAAAAGGAGUGGGGGAAAGCUUUAAGAAGUAUCCUGACUAUGAGUCCAAGGGCAUCAAGGCUCACUUCAACCUGGAUGAGAGUGGUGUCCUGAGCCUGGAUCGGGUGGAGUCUGUAUUUGAGACAACAGUGGAGGACCGGCCUGAAGAGGAGUCCACUCUCACCAAACUUGGCAACACCAUUUCCAGCCUUUUUGGAGGUGGCUCUACUCCAGAUACCAAGGAGAAUGGGACAGACACUGUGCAGGAAGAAGAGGAGACCCCAGCUGAGGGGAGCAAGGAGGAACCUGGAGAGCAGGCAGAGCCCAAAGAGGAAGGCAAGGUUCCUGGUGAAGGGGAUUCUCAGCCCCCAAGCCCUGAGCCGGUCGAUGGCACAGCCCCUGAGGGAGAGGCUGCAUCAGAGAAGGGAGAUGCGGAAAAGGCUGAGGCCCAGGAAACCAGUGACCAAAGGGAGCAAGGGCAGGAGGGCAGAGCGCAGGCCCCUGAGGAGGAAAAGAAGCCAAAGGUGGCCCGGAAGCAGAAGAUGGUGGAGGAAAUUGGAGUUGAACUUUCUGUGCUUGACCUUCCAGACCUCCCAGAGGAGGAGCUGGCACGAUCUCUGCACAAGCUUCAGGAGCUGACACUUCGGGACUUAGAAAAGCAGGAAAGGGAGAAGGCAGCCAACAGUCUGGAGGCCUUUAUUUUUGAAACCCAGGACAAGCUCUACCAGCCAGAGUAUCAGGAGGUCUCCACAGAGGAGGAGCGAGAGGAGAUCUCUGUGAAGCUUAGUGCAGCCUCUAACUGGUUAGAGGAUGAAGGCUUUGGUGCCAGCACCAAGGAGCUAAAGGAGAAGUUGGCUGAGCUGAAGAAGCUGUGCCGGGGACUUUUUUUCCGUGUGGAAGAGCGGAAGAAGUGGCCUGAGCGGUUGGCUGCCCUGGACAGCCUCCUCAACCAUUCAAACAUCUUCCUCAAGGGUGCUCGACUUAUCCCAGAGAUGGACCAGAUUUUCACAGAGGUGGAACUGAGCACACUGGAAAAAGUCAUCAAUGAGACCUGGGCUUGGAAGAAUGCCACCCUGGCAGAACAAGCCAAACUCUCUGCUACGGAGAAACCAAUUCUGCUUUCAAAGGACAUUGAGGCUAAGAUGUUGGCUUUGGACCGGGAGGUUCAGUACCUGCUCAAUAAGGCGAAGUUUGCCAAACCCCGGCCUCGUCCCCGUGACCAGAACAAGAACCAGACUGACUCUGCACAAAAUCGUAGUGCUGGUGCCCAGGAGGAGAAAGUCAUUCCACCAUUGGAGGACGAUUCUGAGCCCAUUCCGGAGCCACCUGCUGCUGGGGAGAAGGCCAAGAUUCCUGACUUAGGGCUUGAUCUAGGAGAUGCCGAGCCUUUGGAGCUGAGUGGUCCAGGGUCAGAUUCAGAGCAGGAGCAGCCACCGCCAAGGCCACGGGAAACCCGGUCAAAUGACGAACUCUAGCUGUGCCCCCUCCCUAGUCAUCCCCUUCCUCCCAAACACCCCUAUUUAUUGUCUUUUGGGGGGAAGGGGAUGGGUCUUCCCCCCAAGGGUCCCUGAGGAGGAGAAUGAAGGAGCAGCCCCCCGUUCCCUUUUUUCUUCUUGGUGGGGGGGAGGCUUUGAGGGGUUAAAUUGGCACUGUGACCUCUUUCCCAGGCUCUGGCAACACAACACCUUGAAUGUUUCAAAAUCACCCGACCUUUUCUUGCUCUGCCUAGAGGUAGGUAGGGACUAGCAGGCAAAUAGGCCACAGAGAUAGGCAGGGUUCGAGGAUACAUCAGGAAAGACAGGGACUUCUGUGUGUACCCUUGGAGAUCAAGGUCUGCCUGGAAAGGGGUGAGGAGAGUUGAGGAGAGGGGUGUCUGAUCUUCCCCUCUGGAUCAUCCACCUUCUCUCCAAAUCUCCAUGGCCACUAAACAAAACGCUGUCCUGUGUGCACUUAUUUGGGGGGAGGCAAGGGAGACUAAAGGAGCCAGUGUCCUCUUGGUCACUGAGUUGGAUGUCUGGCUGCCUGCCUACCUGGACCCUAUUCUCUACUUCCUCAGCCACCCCCUCCCUCCCACCCCCAUGUUCUUUCCCCUAAAAAAAAUCAACCCUGUUGCAUUUGCUCCUGGGGGUUACUCAGUCUAAACCAGGGCUCUGUUCUCUUACCUGUGGCCUCACUUCCUAUUGGAGUUAGGAGGUGGAGCAUGGAUGGACUCAUCUGCACCUAGGACAUCCCUUGUAGUGAAGGCAGGGAGGCAGGAUGAGGGAGGUUACAAAUCCAGAAGUUCUGAUCUGAACAGGGCCUGAGCUCACUCCCGGGGGAGCAGAGACAGCAAAGCUGUUUGGGUUGUGGCUGGGGAGAUAAGGAAGAUAACUGGGGGGUGGUAGGUGUGGAGUGACAGCUACCAGCAGGUACCGUCCAUAUCUUGCUCUGUCCCUCUUAUGCCUCGGAUGAUCCAAUCACCCCUUCUGCCGCCGUCUCCCAGGCACAGCCUACCCCUGGGCAGAACAAAAUGUGCUUUCUACUGUGAGCCCUGGCUCCCUGGGUGGUGGGGGGAGAGGGCAAGGAGAUCGGGGCAGGAAUGCCAAAUGCCUUUGGUUCCUCCAGAACGUCCGAGGAGCCAGGAGGUGGAAGUAGGGGUGGUGGGUAAUAAGUCGGUUCCUUGAGGAGAGAAGAGGUGAAGGUUUUAGCUUCUGCUGUAGAUCCAGGAAUGGGAUCUCUUCCCUAUGGGGAAGCUUUCCCUGCUGGAGCCUAGCUCCAGGGUUCUGCAUCAGGGCUGGGGAAUAUUGCUCCACCUGGAGGGGAGCUAUGUUGUGUCUGUGUCUUUAUUUUUUUCUUUUCCUUUUUUUUUCUUUUUUGCCACAUUGGCAGAAACAGGGACCUCUAGUGGUCUUGCCUUCCCUCCCCUCCUGUGCAUUUUGGGUUCUUUGACUAGGAGUUGAGGCUGGUUGGACAGUUUUGAGUCAAAUUGUACUUUGAGACGUUAAUUGAGAAAUGGUUUCAAUAAAAUAUUCGCUUUUCUACAA